AUGGCCCUUGAGGUUGUCGAGGGCUUCCGCUUCGUCGCCGCCGCCCCCUCGCCGCGGCUGCGACGCGCCCUGGACCGCUACGCGGGCUACGUCGCGAACCAAAAGACGCUCUGGACCCACCAGACCCCGGGCGAGACGCUGCCGCUCGAACAGAUCGUCGUCCGCGCCCCCGACGACGGCGCGCCGCCCGCCUACGGCGACGACGAGACGUUCGAGCUCGUGAUAGCGCCCGGCGCGGGCUCGCUGCGCGCGGCGUCGUUCGCCGGCGCGCUGCGGGGCCUCGAGGCCUUCGCCCAGUGCACCGUGCGCCUCGGCGCCAAGGUCGUCGUCAACUCCACGCGGACGAACGUCACGGGCGCCGCGGCGAAGUUCGCGUACCGGGGCGUCAUGGUCGACUCGUCGCGCCACUUCCUGCCCGUGCCGACGCUCGAGGCGAUCCUGGACGGCAUGGCGGCGUCGGCGCUGAACGUGCUCCACUGGCACCUCGUGGACGCGCAGUCGUUCCCGUGGAACGCGUCGUUCGAACCGGCGCUCGUCCGGGGCGCGUACCGGCCGGACCUGGCGUACCAGCGGGCGGACCUCGAGCGCGUCGUCGCCUACGCGGGCGACCGGGCCAUCCGCGUCAUCCCGGAGAUCGACCGGCUCGCCCGGGCCGCGGGCUUCGAGAAGCUCGGGGGGUGGCAGGAGAUCUUCGACCACUACGGCGGCGACGACGCGACGACGCCGACGCCGCCCGUCGCCGGCCUCGACCCCGGGACGGCGAUCUACGCGUGGCUCGCGCCGUCGUGGGGCUGGGGCAACCCCGCGUCCAUGGCCGCUCGGGGCUUCGACGUCGUGUCGACGCUCGGCCUCUACCUGGGCAGCGACGCGGACCACGGCGACUGGCGCGCGUUCUACGACGUCCACCCGCGGUCGUCGGCGACGCGAAACGCGUCGUCGCGGGGCUACUUCAACGUCACGGACCCGGCGGAGGCGUCGCGCGUCCUCGGCGCGGAGGCGUGCCUCUGGGGCGAGCGCGCCGACGGCGGCGACGCGAACCUGGCGCUCUGGCCCCGGGCCGCGGCCGCGGCCGAGGCGCUCUACGUCGGGCCGGACCUCGGCGACGACGACGCGGUCCUCGCGCGCCUCCUCCGCCACCGGCAGCCCCGACCGCCGCCGUCGGUUCUGGGCCGCGCCAUGGCCGACGAGCCGCCGCGCGGCCCGGAUGCGGCGCCACCGACGCUCUACAGCUGCAGCGACGAGACCAUGAGCUCGCGCAUGUCCAUGCUCGCCUGCGCCUGCGCCUCCGAGUUCGACGAGUCCGCGGCGCGGCGCGAGGAGCGCAAGGAGGACGCGUCGCAGGGCCUCGUCGUGCCCGAGCUGCCGGACGUCGCCGCGGCCUUCGACAGCGCGGUCUUCGCGCGCGAGGCCGAGUCCCGGCCCGACCUGCAGCGGUCCGGGUCGUCGCGGCGCCGGGGCAAGCGGCGCGGCAAGGGCGACGCGGCGGGCGAGUCGGCGUUCCAGGGCCUGCGGCGCGCCGGCUCCGAGUUUUUGUGGGGCGAGGAGCGGCGCAAGAUCCACCGCCACCGGAGCAAGCGGCACCGGAAGAGGAGCGCGGCGGCGGCGGACGCGCCCGGCGCCGCGCCGCCGCCCGACGCCGCCGACGCCGGCGACGUCGAGGCGCCCGAGGCCUUCGCCGCCGCCGUCGUCGAGCCGCCCCGCGCGCCGGGCUGGUACCCGGACCCCUACCCGCGGCACAACCACGGCGAGCACUACGUGAUCCACACGCUCGACAAGAUGCGGCGCUACCGAAUCUCCCGCCGGCUGCUCUUCGAGCACCGCGACGCCAUGGAGGCGUCGAACGUCUUCGAUGUUUACGGGUCCCCGGAGCAGGGCGGCGACGAGCGGCGCCUCUUCGUCGUGACGGAGUCGUCGAAGACGUGGAACCGCGUCUGCUUCCGGCCGCACCACAGCCUCCUGCUCCACGUCGAGCACCCGUCGACGCGCGAGGUCUUCCUGACGCUCGAGCGGCCGGGCAUGGAGGGCUGCUGCGCGUCGGCGCCGCGCGGCGGGCCGCACACCGGCGGCGGGCGGCCCCUCCGCGACGUCCGGCCCGGGCCCGCGUGCUGCGGCCGCUGCGCGGCGAACUCCGUCGGCGACCCGGAGGUCUCCUGGGGCGGGCCCAAGCCCUGCCUCUUCUGCUGCCCCUGCGGCUACCGCUGCCAGCACGAGCUCUACGUGCACAACGGCCUCCACGCCGGCGACCCGCUCUGGCCAGGGCAGCAAAAGAGAGCGAAAUUCCCAACUUCAAAGGCUCCUUUCUCGGCCGUUUUCCACUCGCUCUGGCUCGACGCGCACCCGUCGAACCACCUCGGCCACGUGUUCCAGCCCGACGCGCUCGAGCAGCUCAUGCUCGACGGGUCGCCGCUGAGCCCCAUGCUCGAGCUCCGGACGCGGCGCGGCGACGUGCUCGGCGUCCUCGAGGGGCCGACGUGCUGGGGCGGCUGCUGCUGCGGCGACCCGGCCUUCGAGUACAAGGCGUCGCCGUCGGCGCUGCUCCCGCGGGGCGGCCUCGUCCACUACCGCGAGCGCCACUGGGCGCGCGACGACGAGAUGCUCCUCGACUUCCACGACGGCGAGCCGGGCGACGGCGGCGCGACCAUCGCCGUGCCCGGCGUCGAGAAGAUGAAGGCGCUCGCCGCGGCGCUCCUGGGCCACUACGCCUACUUCCACCACAACCGGCCGGGCUGCGAGCUCAAGGGCAAGCCCGAGGGCUGGCGCGGGCCCCGGUGCACGCUCUGCGCCUGGAGCCUCUUCGGCCACGUGUGCCCCUGCACGUGCGCGGUCCCGGCGGCCGCGGACUGCCACUGCGCGCGCAAGUUGGCGAAAACGCGCGACGACGUCGACGCGCGCCUCGAGCAGUCGGAGUUCCACUACGCGCGCACGCGGAACCCGCCGCCGACGCGGACGUCCGUCUUCCGCCGCGCGUCGGGCCUCGUCCAGCCCCACGACGCGUUCGGCGCGGCGACGCCGCCCGGCGACGAGCCGGGCGCGGAGCCGCCGCGCGCGCAGGCCAUGGCGCGCGACGGCGGCGGCGACGACGCGGCCGUCGCCCGGGACCCGGUCGAGCUCGCCGCGGGCGACCUCGGCGGCGGCACGUCCGCCGGCGAGCUCGACGCGACGGUCCGGCGCGCGUCCGUCGAGCCGCCGCCGCCGCCCGAGCCGGCGAAGGACGCGUAG
Aureococcus anophagefferens is the source of this 3219-nucleotide messenger RNA. RefSeq lists its product as hypothetical. Gene Ontology annotation, cellular component: membrane. Gene Ontology annotation, biological process: ganglioside catabolic process; glycosaminoglycan metabolic process; carbohydrate metabolic process. The record is from RefSeq and is a predicted model, not a curated record. The transcript is spliced from 4 exons. Gene Ontology annotation, molecular function: beta-N-acetylhexosaminidase activity. Bases 1 to 3219 code for a protein of 1072 amino acids. NCBI's taxonomy places the organism in Eukaryota, Pelagophyceae, Pelagomonadales, Pelagomonadaceae.